Sorex araneus (European shrew) is the source of this 2285-nucleotide messenger RNA. RefSeq names its product purinergic receptor P2Y14 (gene P2RY14). Gene Ontology annotation, biological process: G protein-coupled receptor signaling pathway. The record is from RefSeq and is a predicted model, not a curated record. Gene Ontology annotation, molecular function: G protein-coupled purinergic nucleotide receptor activity. The transcript has 3 exons. The coding region runs from base 830 to 1846 and encodes 338 amino acids. Gene Ontology annotation, cellular component: membrane. NCBI's taxonomy places the organism in Eukaryota, Metazoa, Chordata, Mammalia, Eulipotyphla, Soricidae.
UGCCCAGCCGGCGAGCAGAGCCGAGGACGUCUCCCUGAGCAGCCGGUGUCCCGAGCGGGGCCUGAGCCCCGUUUGCCCACGGAGAUCCCCCCCCCCAAGAGACUGGAGUUCUGGUACGUUCAUCCGGCACGCCAGUGGACUUUAAGGAAUAUUUGCGGUUCCGGUCACAAGUUUGGGGCCCUCCUGUGUCCUAAAGCCUCGCUUCCUCUUCAUCUUGGUUUCGUGGAGGCCUGGACCAGGGACAGGUCUGACAAGGAUCUGUGCCCUGAUCCAAGUUCAAAGCCUCCAAGAUCCUGUCCCUCUAUGUGCCGUUUCCCCGGGAUCAAGCCUGCUUUGCUGCUCGGGCGCGUGCAAGGCUGGGCUUUAGGAAAUUCUUCCUGCUAAAAAAAGAAAACGUGGGGGGGCUUAGAGCCUGAAGAUCCCAGGGCCAGACAGGGCUGUGUGUCUGCGGGAGGGCCCCGACGGUCUCCGUUUGGACUCUCGGGAAGAUCAGCAACACAGCUGAGCCGUGACGUCAGCCUGGGCGCAGGGCGUCCGAUAAAGAACUCAAAUGCGGGAGAGAAAAGAAAAAAGGAAAACAGGUUUGCUCCAAGAGGACCAAAGGCCGCCGGCCCAGGAGAACUGAACCGAGGUGAAGGACUCGGUACAGAGUGGCAGCACUCAAACCCCUCGGCCGGAAUACCUGGACCCGGACCCAAGCUGAGGACUUAAUGGACACGGAUGCGCGGUGAAGGGACGCCUCCUCGGCACGUCCGGAGGCAAAGCACUGCCUGACAGGAGCCUCCGUCGCCCACCGAGGCACGCAGGCCUCGGCCCUCAGCGUCUCGCGAUGCCCAACACCACCACCUCGCCGCCCUCCAACCAGACCUGCCCCCCGAACCCGUUCAUCACACAGCAGCUCAUCCCCGCCCUGUACCUGGUGGUCUUCGCCGCGGGGCUCCUGCUCAACAGUGUGUCAGCCUGGGUCUUCCUGGCGGUGCCCAGCUCCAAGAGCUUCGUGGUCUACCUCAAGAACAUCGUGGUGGCCGACUUCGUCAUGAGCCUCACCUUCCCCUUCAAGAUCCUCAGCGACUCGCGCCUGGGGCCCUGGCAGCUGGGCGUGUUCGUGUGCCGCGUGUCGGCCGUGCUCUUCUACAUCAACAUGUACGUCAGCAUCGUCUUCUUCGGCCUCAUCGGCUUCGACCGCUACUACAAGAUCGUCAAGCCGCUGUCGGCGUCCCCGGCGCGGUCGGUCAGCUCCAGCAAGCUGCUGUCCGUGCUGGUGUGGCUGGCCAUCCUCCUGCUGGCCGUGCCCAACAGCAUCCUUACCAACCAGCGGGCGCCCGAGGUCUGGCCCCCCAGCUGCGUGGCCCUCAAGAGCCCGCUGGGCCGGGCCUGGCACGAGGCCAGCAGCUACAUCUUCGUCAUCGUCUUCUGGCUGGUGUUCCUCCUGCUGGUCGGCGUCUACACGGCCAUCACCAGGAAGAUCUUCAGGUCGCACCUCCGGUCGCAGAAGAAGUCCCUGUCCUUCCGGAAGAAGUCCGGCCGCAACAUCUUCAGCAUCAUGCUGGUCUUCGUGGUCUGCUUCGUGCCCUAUCACGUCACCCGCAUCCCCUACACCCAGAGCCAGACCAACCCCAGCUACGGCUGCUGGGCCCGCAAGACCCUGCUCUAUGCCAAGGAGUUCAGCCUGCUCCUGUCGGCCAGCAACGUGUGCCUGGACCCCGUCAUUUACUUCUUCCUGUGCCGGCCGUUCAGGGACACCUUGUGUAAGAAACUGCACCUCCCCGUGCAGGCGCCGCCCGCCUCGGAAACUUCCAGAACCAAAAGGGGACAGACCACCCAGGAGAGCAUCGAUACCCUGUGACUUCUGACAGCCCCCCACACCCCCCGCCCCUCCGCACGCCUCACACACUGAACCCCAAGUCCACACCCCACCACCUACACACCACACUAGUGGGCCCGGGUCAGGCAACAGGAAGACGAAGGUGUCGAUGUCCAAGGUCUUGUUCUUUUAUUGUUUUUUUCCCCUGUUCAAAGAAUCAUAUAGACAUCAUUCAAUUUUAUUCCCUCCAAAUAGAAGGCUUAAAUUCAUAGGUGCUCAUCCGGCCAAUGAGCGGAGAACUUAAAAUAGCGACGGCAGCAGGAAGCCAUUCAGACCAGUCGCAGGGCAUCUGCCUUUUCUCAAGCUAAGAAUUAAAUAGGUUCCGGGAUUGUUCCCCCCCCCCCACCAGCAGGGUCAUUAAAGACCCACAUAAAAGCAGGCCCUGUGUUCAAAGGAUCAAAGGCCUGUUUAUGCUGAAAAA